Messenger RNA from Iphiclides podalirius (scarce swallowtail), 555 nucleotides. The record is from the annotation of a GenBank genome assembly. Lineage: Eukaryota; Metazoa; Arthropoda; Insecta; Lepidoptera; Papilionidae.
AUGCGUGAAUAUAAAAUAGUUGUGUUAGGCAGCGGUGGCGUGGGAAAAUCUGCCCUGACAGUACAAUUCGUACAAGGCAUCUUUGUGGAGAAAUAUGACCCAACCAUAGAGGACAGCUAUCGGAAACAAGUGGAGGUGGAUGGGCAACAAUGCAUGCUGGAAAUUCUUGACACAGCUGGAACGGAGCAGUUCACUGCAAUGAGGGAUUUAUACAUGAAGAACGGUCAAGGUUUCGUAUUAGUGUACUCCAUCACAGCACAGUCGACGUUUAAUGACUUGCAGGAUCUCCGAGAGCAAAUUCUUCGAGUGAAAGACAAAGACGAUGUACCGAUGGUCCUUGUGGGCAACAAGUGCGACCUGGAAGCAGAGCGCGUGGUUGGCAAACAGCAGGGAUCCAACCUUGCCAACCAUUUCAAUUGCGCCUUCAUGGAGACCUCGGCGAAGGCCAAAGUUAACGUAAACGACGUGUUUUACGAUCUGGUACGACAGAUUAACAAGAAGUCGCCAAAAGAGGACAAGAAACCAUCAAAGGGACCUGUUAAAUGUGUCCUCUUG